Molecule: messenger RNA, 1019 nt
Organism: Acyrthosiphon pisum (pea aphid)
Lineage: Eukaryota; Metazoa; Arthropoda; Insecta; Hemiptera; Aphididae
Exons: 5
Coding region: 262-978 (238 amino acids)
Source: RefSeq, a predicted model, not a curated record
AUCUAUGGGGCCGGCACAGUUUGCUAUCACGUUUACCUCGUUGUUAUCAAUUAUUAAUCCACUUGUAGCACGAAUACCUACCGGCCAACCAAAAUAAUGUUACCGAUUAUCACGCAGCGCGGUAGUUUUUUUCGCGUUCAAUGUGCGACGCGUCCGACGCUCGUCGUAUGUACGUCGUACUUUUAUUCUGCGUCUCCACUGGUGAACACGACGACUGAGCAGAACACCGCCUCGCCGAGGACGUCCUGGUGACGACGCGAAAUGGUAACGAUAUUAUUAAAUAUUUACAACUACAACCUUGGCCGGUAUUCGUUAUUAAUUGCGACAAACCAGCCUCCCACAAAAAUGUUCCAGCCGCAGUCGACAACGCAGCUGCAGGCGACAAACCAGCCGCCCACAAUUAUGUACCAGCCGCAGGCAACAAACCAGCCGUCCACAAUUAUGUACCAGCCGCAGACGACAAACCAGCCGUCCACUAAUAUGUACCAGACGCCGUUGAUGCACCAGCAACCGUUGAUGCACCAGCGACCGUUUAUGCACCAGCAGCCCGCAACAUACUCGGUAACCACCAGGUACCAGGUGCCGAAUAUGUACCAGUCGCAAUUCCCACAAUAUUACCAGUCGCCCUUCAUCAUGAACCAAAACCAGCCGUCCGCGACUUACCAGCAUCCCGCGGCUUACCAGGCACCCGCUACUUACCAGCCAUCUGCCACUUAUCAUCCGCCCGCGACUACCCAGCUGCCCGCGACUACCCAGCUGCCCGCGCCAUCAAAAAAAAUUAAAUUUAAAUGCCUAAUAUGUCACAAAACAGGUCACCAGGCGGCGGAGUGCCACGGGCGAGUGCACCAAGAUUCGAGGAAUAGGCAAAGGGCACCAGUCGAAAUAAGGCCACCUAGAAGAGGUAGAAGGAAUAUUAGAUUCAUGACUACGAGUUAUGAACCAGAAACAGAAGGAGAAGCCAAGCGUACGGAAGAGUAAUUUAUUCAUUUUAUUUUAUAAUAAACAUUUUUUAACAAAAA